This is a messenger RNA of Coregonus clupeaformis (lake whitefish), 2956 nucleotides long. It is a transcript of the gene zbtb24, whose product is annotated as zinc finger and BTB domain containing 24. The record is from RefSeq and is a predicted model, not a curated record. Gene Ontology annotation, molecular function: protein binding; DNA-binding transcription factor activity, RNA polymerase II-specific; RNA polymerase II cis-regulatory region sequence-specific DNA binding. Lineage: Eukaryota; Metazoa; Chordata; Actinopteri; Salmoniformes; Salmonidae. The coding region runs from base 115 to 2520 and encodes 801 amino acids. Gene Ontology annotation, biological process: regulation of transcription by RNA polymerase II. Gene Ontology annotation, cellular component: nucleus. The transcript is spliced from 9 exons.
AACCUGAAACACCAGUGAACAACCUCCACAUCUCGCGAUAAUCUGAACGACUGCGAAGAAGAGACGGUGGUGAGGUUUGGUUAGAAUCAUACUUCACAAUCCAUCCUCAAGAAAAUGUCUGAGAAGACCCUAAUCACACCCACCUCCCUCACAGCCCUUCAUUCAACAACACACAAGGACACCAUCCUCUGCAAGUUUGACAAGCUGAGAAAACGAGAGCUCCUGUGUGACAUCACCCUUAUCGUAGAAGAUGUGCACUUCAAAGCACAUAAGGCCCUGUUGGCCGCCAGCAGUGACUACUUCUCCCUCAUGUUCACUGCUGAGGAGCAGAUCAGCCAGUCUACCUACAGGCUGGACGGCAUGGCGGCGGAGACCUUCGGCGCUGUACUGGAGUUCAUCUACAGUGCCCAGGUAUCUGUGGAGGAGAGCGUUACCGAGCAGCUACUAGACCUGGCCAGACUCCUAGAGGUUAGUGACCUUGUGAAAGCCCAUGCGGACCAUAACCUGAACAUUACCUAUCCGGGUGUAGAGGGAAGAGGCCUUAGUAACAUCACCUAUCCUGGUUUCGAGGUGAGACCGGAAGUGAAUACAGACAGUGGAGAAGGUAAAGGACUGGGAGGAGGGACAUCGUCAGCGAUGCAGCCGAAACGGAAAAGGGGUCGUCCCAGGAAGAAUGAAGUGGACAUGUCUGUGAAGAUAUUGGAAGAGUCCAAUAAACAGGAAGUAAGAAGUGAUGUCAUCACCAUCCAGGAAGCAGCCAAUGAAAAACAGCAGGUUAUAGUUAAUGAUGUCACAGUAGACUGUGUAGACACUGAAGAAUGUCUGGUUGAGUCACAUGAUAAACUGGCUUCUCCAAUAAGAGAUUCUGAUGAUGCAGACUAUGAUCCUAGAUCAGCCCGUACUAGGCGGCAGAGUAAGAGGAAGAUCAGGCCACCAGUGAAAUUUAAGGGCUACAGAGUGGGGGACCGGGACGACACUACGUCUGAAUGCAGAGAACCAGGGAAGAGGGGCAGGAAGAGAAAAUACCCCAACACAGAGGCACGGUGUGAAGACUGUGGGAAAGUGUUCAAAAGCCACCUGUUCUUAAAGAUACACCAAAGAACUCAUACAGGUGAAAAGCCGUUCAAGUGUUUUGCGUGUGGGAAGAGUUUCACACAGAAGCACACCCUCCUGGUUCACCAGCGGAUGCACACUGGAGAGAAACCCUUCGUCUGUACCGUCUGCUCUAAAGCCCUGUCAACCAAACACUCACUAGUGGAUCACAUGAACCUACACACAGAGGAGAAAUCAUUCAGCUGUGACAAAUGUGGAAAGAUGUUCAGCCAGAAGAGACAACUAAAGAGCCACUACAGGGUCCAUACGGGUAAAUCUUUACCAGAAUGUGCACACUGUCAACGUAGGUUCAUGGAUGCAGCUCAACUGAAGAAGCACAUGAGAACCCACACAGGUGAGAAGCCUUUCACUUGUGAGAUCUGUGGAAAGUGUUUUACAGCCAAGAGCACCUUACAGACGCACAUCAGGAUUCACAGAGGAGAGAAGCCAUAUGUCUGUAACGUCUGCAACAAGUCAUUCUCUGACGCCAGUGCCAGGCGACGUCACGUAGCCUCCCAUACCGGAAAGAAGCCCUUCACCUGCUCCUUCUGCAACCUGUCCUUUGCUCGCCUGGACAACCUGAAGACCCACACCAAAACCCACAACAAGGAGAGCGUAGUCACCAUCACCACCGAGGAGGCCCAGAGCGGGGCUGGGGUGGUGGAGGAGGAGGCUGGGGUCACCACAGGGGCAACGGAGGAGGUACGCAGCAUCCUACAGCUUCAGCAGUACCAGCUACCUGGCCACCCAGAGCAGGAGAUACAGCUGGUUGUGACUGGAGAUGUGGAUAACCUCAAUUUUGUGCCCAGUCACUGUGGGCAUGAUCAGGGCAUCAGCAUUAUUACUACAACAGAGGGAGGGGUCUCGGAGGCGGCAGACCAGGCCCAUUCCAGACUGACCCUCCUCACCCAGCCGUCAGGACACAUGCAAAACGUGGCCUUGGUCACACAGGGCAGCGUGGACCAUCACAACCAGCAGAUCCAGACUAUCAGCGUCCUGCAGGACGGACACAUGACCAACGGGGUUGGGGUCGCAGGUCAGCCUGAACAGAUGCAUGUCAUCACUCUAUCCAAGGAGGACAUGGAGCACCUUCAGGCCCACCACGGGCCGCCCCAGCCCCUACACAUAGCACCCAGGCCUGGCUCCCUCCCUGGCCCUGGCUCUGUACAGCAGCUCCACGUCAUGCACCAGCACCAGACCCUCUCUCAGCUGGCUGUCACCCAGGACCAGGGCGCCAUGCUGGGGCAGAUGAGCAGAGAGCAGCAGGGUCAGGCCCAGGCUAUCCACAUCAACAGCCAGAGCAGCCAGCCCAUCUCAAUCAGUCAGACCAGUGAACAGAUCCCAAAUCACCAUAUCCAGGGCCAGACCUUCCAGAUACAGGCUGGUACUGUCUCCUACCUCUACACCACCAGCCUAGCCCCGCCAUAGACCUGAUACAUGGCCGUAGACGACGCAAAGGAGUCAACAGCCAUGUAUCAGGACCAGCCCAGCCAUAGACUGUAUGGGCACAGCAGAACUGACUGAAGGAAACCAGUCUGGCCCAACACAAUUGACUUUGCCUUAGUUCACACUCAGGUUGGAAGAUGGAUGUAAAAUGCAUUUGUCACAAUGGUUGUAAAUAAAAUGUAGUUAUGCAGUAAUACCAGGAUGUUGAUAUUGUAUGUCAAGUCACAUAAUGUAAAACAAAUUGUAUUGUGGGGUGGCAUAAAAGCAUUGUUUAUAUUAUGAAGGUAAAAUAGUGCCUUAAGUGUACAAGCAUGUAUGAUUUGCACAUGUAACAUAUGAGUUGCAACUGUUUAAUCCGUUUUGUAGUUGCAAAAAAUAUUUGCCAACGUAACUUAUUUUGUGAAUAAAUGCGACAACA